UGCCGCACUCCCGCCGCCGCCGCCUCUUUCUAAGGAGACCCGGAUGCGGAAAGGGCUCCCGUCAGCGAGGGGCGGGGUGCCUGUGCCGCUCAUCAUGGCGGUCCCGAUGGAGACCCAGCUGCAGAGCAUCUUCGAGGAAGUCGUGAAAACAGAGGUAAUAGAAGAGGCUUUUCCUGGCAUGUUUAUGGACACACCUGAAGAUGAGAGAACCAAAUUAAUCAGUUGUUUGGGAGCCUUUCGACAGUUCUGGAGCAAUCUUUCCCAAGAAUCUCAUGAACAGUGCAUCCAGUGGAUUGUAAGGUUCAUACAUAGCCAGCAUAGCCCUAAAAGAAUUUCUUUUCUGUAUGACUGUCUAGCCAUGGCAGUGGAGACUGGGCUUCUGCCACCCAGGAUGGUCUGUGAGUCCCUGCUGAAUUCUGACAACCUUGAAUGGGAAAGAACACAGCUAUGGUCUUUAACAUUUAAACUGGUCCAGAAAAUAAUUGGUGGUGUAGACUACAAGGGUGUGCGAGACCUUUUGAAAGGUAUAUUAGAGAAAAUCCUAACUAUUCCUAACACUGUCAGCUCUGCUGUUGUACAGCAGCUUCUAGCAGCAAGAGAGGUUGUCGCCUAUAUUUUAGAAAGAAAUGCAUGUUUAUUGCCUGCAUAUUUUGCAGUUACAGAGAUACGAAAGUUGUAUCCUGAAGGAAAACUUCCACAUUGGUUGUUGGGCAACCUAGUAUCAGAUUUUGUGGAUUCAUUCAGGCCUACAGCAAGAAUAAAUUCCAUUUGUGGUCGGUGUAGUCUUCUUCCUGUAGUAAAUAACUCUGGUGCUAUUUGCAAUUCAUGGAAGCUGGAUCCCACAACUCUUCGCUUCCCACUGAAAGGCCUUUUGCCAUAUGAUAAGGAUCUGUUUGAGCCCCAGACUGCUUUGUUGCGGUAUGUGCUGGAGCAACCCUAUUCCAGAGAUAUGGUCUGCAAUAUGCUAGGUCUAAACAAGCAGACCUUGAACAUUGCUCAGCAUAAACAGCGGUGCCCAGUGCUUGAGGACCAGUUGGUGGAUCUGGUGGUCUAUGCCAUGGAGCGUUCGGAGACAGAGGAGAAAUUUGAUGAUGGAGGAACCAGCCAGUUGCUGUGGCAGCAUCUUUCGAGUCAGCUUAUCUUCUUUGUACUUUUUCAGUUUGCGAGUUUCCCCCACAUGGUCCUAUCUCUCCAUCAAAAGUUGGCAGGAAGAGGCUUAAUUAAAGGCAGAGACCAUCUAAUGUGGGUGUUACUACAAUUCAUCUCUGGAAGCAUCCAGAAAAAUGCAUUAGCUGAUUUCCUCCCUGUUAUGAAGCUUUUUGAUCUCCUCUACCCUGAGAAAGAAUGUAUUCCUGUGCCAGAUAUCAACAAACCCCAGUCAACCCAUGCAUUUGCAAUGACCUGCAUUUGGAUACAUCUGAACAGGAAGGCUCACAGUGACAAUUCUAAGCUCCAAAUUCCAAUUCCUCAUUCUCUCAAGCUUCACCACGAAUUCCUUCAACAGAGUCUAAGGAACAAAAGUCUUCAGAUGAAUGACUAUAAGAUUGCCCUGUUGUGCAAUGCUUAUUCGACCAAUUCUGAGUGCUUCACUUUACCCAUGGGUGUUCUGGUAGAAACCAUUUAUGGAAAUGGCAACAUGAGGACCCCUCUUCCAGGAACCAAUUGCAUGGCUUCAGGAUCUAUCACGCCAUUGCCAAUGAACCUCUUGGAUUCGCUCACAGUUCAUGCAAAGAUGAGCCUUAUCCACAGUAUCGCUACUAGAGUGAUCAAACUGGCCCAUGCAAAAUCCAGCUUGGCCUUGGCUCCAGCUCUUGUAGAAACAUACAGUCGCUUGCUGGUUUACAUGGAAAUAGAAUCCUUGGGCAUCAAAGGUUUUAUCAGUCAACUGCUGCCCACAGUUUUUAAGUCUCAUGCUUGGGGAAUCUUGCACACUCUGCUAGAAAUGUUCAGCUACCGCAUGCACCACAUCCAGCCUCAUUACAGAGUCCAGUUACUCAGUAAUCUUCAUUCCUUAGCUGCUGUGCCACAGACCAAUCAGAACCAGCUUCAUCUGUGUGUUGAAAGCACAGCUCUUCGAUUAAUUACUGCCUUGGGUAGCUCUGAAGUUCAGCCACAAUUCACGCGCUUCCUUAAUGAGCCCAAAACAGUCCUUUCCGCAGAAUCAGAGGAGCUCAACAGAGCCCUCAUUUUGACACUGGCAAGAGCAACGCAUGUCACAGAUUUUUUUACAGGAUCAGAUUCCAUACAGGGGACUUGGUGCAAGGAUAUACUGCAGACUAUCAUGAACUUUACUCCCCAUAAUUGGGCUUCACACACCUUGAGCUGUUUUCCAGCUCCUCUGCAGGCAUUCUUUAAACAAAAUAAUGUGCCUCAAGAGAGCCGCUUUAAUCUGAAGAAGAAUGUAGAAGAGGAAUACCGAAAGUGGAAAUCAAUGACUAUCGAGAAUGACAUCAUCACCCACUUUUCCAUGCAGGGCUCUCCUCCCCUCUUCCUUUGCCUCCUUUGGAAGAUGCUUCUAGAGACUGAUCACAUUAACCAAAUUGGUUAUAGAGUGCUGGAAAGAAUUGGGGCCAGAGCCCUAGUUGCUCACAUUAGGACAUUUGCAGAUUUCUUGGUCUAUGAAUUUUCUACAUCGGCUGGAGGCCAACAGCUUAACAAAUGUAUUGAGAUUCUCAAUGACAUGGUGUGGAAAUACAACAUAGUCACACUGGAUCGCCUCAUAUUGUGUUUGGCAAUGCGCAGCCAUGAAGGCAAUGAAGCCCAGGUGUGCUACUUCAUAAUCCAGUUGCUUUUACUGAAACCAAACGAUUUCAGAAACAGAGUCAGCGAUUUUGUGAAAGAGAACUCUCCAGAGCAUUGGCUGCAGAAUGACUGGCAUACAAAACACAUGAGCUAUCACAAGAAGUAUCCUGAAAAGCUAUAUUUUGAAGGAUUAGCAGAGCAAGUCAAUCCUCCUGUUCAAACUCAAUCCCAGUAUUUGCCAAUCUACUUUGGGAAUGUGUGCCUCCGUUUCCUGCCAGUGUUCGACAUCGUGAUUCACAGAUUCUUGGAACUUCUUCCAGUGUCCAAAUCACUAGAGACUCUACUGGAUCAUCUAGGCGGUUUAUACAAAUUUCAUGAUCGUCCAGUAACCUAUCUGUACAACACUCUUCAUUACUAUGAGGGUCAUCUCCGGGAACGCCCCAGUCUCAAAAGGAAGCUUGUUCAUUCUAUCAUUGGCUCCCUGAAGGAUAACCGUCCGCAGGGGUGGUGUUUGAGUGAAACAUACCUGAAAUGUGCUAUGAAUGCACGAGAAGACAACCCAUGGAUACCUGAUGACAUUUAUUACUGCAAACUGAUUGCAAGGCUGGUUGAUACGAUGGCUGGGAAAUCACCAAGUCCAUUCCCAAACUGUGACUGGAGAUUCAAUGAAUUUCCUAACCCUGCUGCCCAUGCACUCCAUGUUACCUGUGUUGAGCUCAUGGCCUUGGCUGUUCCAGGAAAGGAAGUUGGUAAUGCCUUGCUGAAUGUCGUGCUGAAGAGUCAGCCUUUAGUGCCCAGGGACAAUAUCACAGCAUGGAUGAAUGCAAUUGGAUUGAUUAUCACUGCCUUGCCUGAACCCUAUUGGAUAGUCCUCCAUGAGCGGAUUGUGAGUGUCAUCAACAGCCCUAGCUUGACUUCUGAGACUGAAUGGGUUGGUUACCCAUUCCAGCUGUUUGACUUCACAGCUUGCCAUCAAUCCUAUUCAGAAAUGUGCUGUAGCUACACAUUGGCGUUGGCUCAUGCUGUCUGGCACCAUUCAAGCAUUGGGCAACUUUCUCUCAUUCCAAAGUUCCUUACUGAGGUUUUGAUCCCAAUCGUGAAAACUGAAUUCCAGCUACUGUAUGUGUAUCACCUUGUUGGUCCGUUCUUACAACGCUUCCAGCAGGAAAGGACAAGGUGCAUGCUUGAGAUUGGAGUAGCAUUUUACGAAAUGCUUUUGGAAGUGGACCAGUGCAAUACACAUCUCAACUACAUGGAUCCUAUAUGCGAUUUUCUGUAUCACGUGAAGUAUAUGUUUACUGGAGACAGUGUGAAAGAUCAAGUUGAGAAAAUUAUCUGCAAUCUGAGGCCUGCUUUGAAGCUUCGCCUGCGUUUCAUACAUAUUAGCAAAAUGGACUCGGCUUCUGUCCCUCAGCAGUCCAUCAGCACCGUGUCUCCUGCUUCUCAACCUCCUCAGGUCCCAGUGAACAUUGCUUUGCCGGUAUCCCAAUAGAACCCUGUAUCCCACCCCUGCCGAGGUCUCCUCCUAUCGGCCAAGAGAACCUACUCGUUCUGAAUUCUUUUGCGAAAAGAAGAGUAUGGGAUCAUUUCUAAUAUUUCUUCAUAAUGCAUCUGAAGAAAAUAUGUGCUGCCCUUUCCAGAUCCAAGGAACUCUAAGAACAUUUUGGAAGUCAGGGAUGUGCACACAACCCAUUGUUUUAAACAACCGCACUGUCAUUGUUGUCCCAUUUUUCUAGCCAAAAGUAACUUGUGUGUGUUUUUAAUAGCACAGAUAUUUUUACACUGGGAAUAUUUAAUUUUUCAAGUUUUUUUCCAACUAAAUGACAACAAUAGAAUGGUGUUAUCCAUUUAUUUAAGAAUAAGUUAAGCCAUUUAAAUUUCAUUAACUUAAAGCCAGGUAGCCUUACUAGUUGGACUUUCUGUGAAAUGGAGUUGAAGUGCAGGUGGAAAAUGAUAAAUGUGACUUUUGAUUCCUUCUUAAUCAUGGAGCCAGAAUUUUGCUGAGCUUUCUGACUUGUACUUUACUUCACCAGCAGUCCUGCUGAAGCCAGAAAAACAAAGUAAUAAAGAUGUUGUCAUCCAAACCAAGGGUGGUAAACAAGCUCUUGUUUCACUCUAUUUCUGAAAUGUAAUUACUUUUAAAAUCUGUAUAUUUAUGUGAGUUUUGAGUUAUUUUUAUUGUCUGCUGGACUUUGAAUGUUUAGAAUAACUCCACUUUACUUUGGAUGUAUAAGAUACUAUUUUUGUUCAAGUUUUAUUUUUCUCUUUUGUUUUUUUGUUUUUUUAUAUAUAUUUUUGAGGUAUGGUUUGGCUGCUAAUAAAAAUCUUAAGAUUUGUAAAAUAUUGCUCAAAUUUGAUAGCAUUUUGAAAGUGAUUAAUAAAAAUAGCUUUUACAACUGUC
Molecule: messenger RNA, 5143 nt
Organism: Anolis carolinensis (green anole)
Lineage: Eukaryota; Metazoa; Chordata; Lepidosauria; Squamata; Anolidae
Gene: med23
Product: mediator complex subunit 23
Exons: 30
Coding region: 44-4234 (1396 amino acids)
Biological process (GO): positive regulation of gene expression; regulation of transcription by RNA polymerase II
Cellular component (GO): transcription regulator complex; mediator complex
Source: RefSeq, a predicted model, not a curated record